This is a messenger RNA of Prunus armeniaca (apricot), 2580 nucleotides long. NCBI's taxonomy places the organism in Eukaryota, Viridiplantae, Streptophyta, Magnoliopsida, Rosales, Rosaceae. The record is from the annotation of a GenBank genome assembly.
AUGUCGGGCGGGUUCUUCAGGGGUACGUCCGCUGAUCAGGACACAAGGUUUUCCAAUAAGCAAGCUAAGCUGUUGAAAUCUCAGAAGUUUGCACCUGAAUUGGAGCAUUUGGUGGAUACAUCGAAGGUGAAUAUGGAGGUUAUGCGCCCGUGGAUUGCUAAACGGGUAACAGACCUUCUCGGGUUCGAAGAUGAAGUUCUUAUCAACUUUAUUUAUGGUCUUUUGGAAGGAAAGGUAGUGAAUGGGAAGGAAGUUCAAAUUUCGCUUACUGGAUUUAUGGAGAAAAACACUGUGAAGUUUAUGAAGGAGCUUUGGACGCUUCUUAUCAGUGCACAAAACAAUGCUAGUGGUGUCCCUCAACAGUUCUUGGAUGCCAAACAAGAAGAAGCACGGACAAAGAAGGAGGAGGCAGACAGGUUUGCAAAUGAAAUUCAGAGAAAGAAAGAUAAGGAGAGGAUGGAUCAACAAGAGAUAUUGAAGAAGAUGGAAGGAGGGGUUGAUAAGAAAUCAAGCAAUAUUGCGUUGGAGCCAAACUCAAAACAUAUGUCACCAAGGACUUCAAAUGAUCGUUCUGAGGAUGAAAGAGGAAAUGAAAAGCGCAAUGGUGUGAAGGCAAGGAACAAGGUUUCAAGAUCUCCAAAUUCAGGAAAUUCAUCUCUGUCUCCUAGUGAAAGACGUUGGUCAAAAAGUGUUUCCAAGUCACCAAAAGCACGGAGACGGUCCAUUUCUUCGGAAAGAGGUUAUCGCUCUCCACCAAGACGGCCUAUUACAACUCUUCGGAGGCAUUCACCCGAGGGAUCACUCUCGCCGAGAGGAAGAUCACCUUAUUCGAGGCGAAGAUCUAGAUCAUAUUCCCCACAAAGAUCACCCUCUCCUUAUCGGCGUAGAUUACGUUCUCCCUAUCGGCAUAGAUCACCUUCUCCUGGUCGUCGUCGAACAUCUCCACCUGUUAGACGUUGGAGAUCACCCUCACCUGUCCGACGCCGCAGAUCACCCUCACCUAUCCGACGUCGCAGAUCACCCUCACCUAUCCGACGUCGCAGAUCACCCUCACCUGUCCGACGUCGCAGAUCACCCUCACCUGUGCGGCGUCGCAGGUCACCCUCUCCUUUGCGACGUCGCAUGUCACCUUCUCCUGUAAGACGUCGCAGAUCCCGCUCACCUGUGCAUCGCAGAUCUCCCUCACCCGCACGACGGUGGUAUCGAAGAUCUCCAUUGGCUUCACGCAACAGGUAUGCAUCUCCAGUGCAACGUAGGUCACCGGUUCGUGGUGGUAGGAGAUCACCAACUCCUCGGAAUAGGUCUCCUUCGCCUUAUGUCCGAAGUUCUGCAUCUCCUAUUCAGAAUGGUUCCCCUUCACCAAUCAGGGGAACAAAGUAUCAGAGAUCUCCUUCACAAUCUCCUCAAGAAAGAACCAGGUCCCAAUUUUCUCCUGUGCCACGUCAGUCCUCUAGCUCUCCCGGAUCACUGCAGAGGGAGUCAAAGAAAGAGAAAGAUUCCCGUAAAAGAGCACCAGAUUUGUCGCCAUCACCAGAGAAGUCUCGCAUACUGUCAGAAUCUCCACCAGGUGUAAGGAGUGCUAGUGAAGAAAGGAGAUCCUCUAGUCCUUAUGAGAGUCCGGUGCGACGACCAAGGGAGCAAAUGACUCGUAAUGUUAGCUCAAGUCCUCCAAGGAAACCAAAAGAACAAAAGCUUCGUCGUGGAAGUCCAGAAAUAAGCGAAGAGGAGGAUGGCGAUUAUAGACCUAAGUCCACAGAGAGAAGAUCAAAAAAUACAUCAGUGAUCAGUAAGCCGAUAGUUUCUCCUGCUAAGGUUCGUAACAAGGAAGACUACUCUCCUGAAAGAGUAGCAUCUGGUCAUAGAUCUACUGAAUCUCGGAGUCGUCUGGAUAAUAUGGAAUUCAGAAACAAAGAGCAGGAGAUGAGGAGUAGGAAAUCCUCUGGGAGGGGGGCUCCUGGAACUCCUGAGCAACAAAAAGCAGCAACCAUGUCAAAGGACUCUCUGCCUGGUGAGACUCAACAAGCAUCAUAUCCUAAUGAAGGUAGAAAGACUGAUGAUAAGAACCGCUGUCAUUCAAAGAAUUCCAAGGACAGUGACCGGCAUCACAAACCAGGAUCUGUACACUCUUCAGUUGAAAAGGUUGAUCAUAGUAAUCAAUGUGGCACUUUUGAUUCUGGUUCUGAGGAAAGUGACAAAUGCAGAGGUGGGGAUAAGGAAAAAAGAAAGAAUAAGAGAUCAGAGAGGCAAGCAGUGACUUCAGAUGAUGAUUACAGUAAUGAUUCUGAAAUAGAAGACAGGAAGGGCUCUAAAAGGAGGAGGAAAGAGGAAAAGAGAUUGCGGAAGGAGAAGAAGCGCCGAAGACGUGAGGAGCGACGCCGCAGAAAAGAAGAACGUCGUGCAGAGAAGCUGAAAGGAAAGAAUUACAGUGAUGCUUCUGCUUCAGGUGGUGAACAUGUAGGCAGGAGGGAGCUUCAUUCAAGUGACAAUGAAGAGGCAGAGGCUAUUCAGAAGAAACUUGAGAUUGAGUUACGCAAGAAGGCUCUCGAAUCACUUAAAGCAAAGAAGGGCAUCAAUCACUAA